CCUCCACCUCCACCGUCCACUGGUUUUUUUUUCCUUUAGUCGCGGCUGCCCAUUAUCUACUUGUAGCAUCGUUUCGAACUGCUGUGUGCUUCCAGCGCUUUUGCUCCGCUGCCUGGCCAAAAGAUCGACUUUGCAUCUCCCGUUCUUCGCGACGAAUCGCCUUUAUUCACGCCUGACAAGGCGCGUCUUGGCAACGCCACGACCCCCGGACCCCCCUACCCGCUUCUCCGCCUCCCCCUCGUCAUGUCUACCUUCCCCGAACAAAAUGCUGAGCGGCUCCAAGACGGCGCCCACGGGCCGCGCUCGGCUGCCACCAGCGACCUGAAGAAAAAGGUUGCCGAACGAAAGAAAAAGCUCCAGGACAAGAAGAAGCCCCCGGGCGGCUUCGACCAGACGCCCCUGCCCGACGCCCCGCCUGGCUACACUGUCAAGUUCACGUUCCACAAGGCAGAGAAUCUCCCCAUCGCAGACCUUCGAACCAGCGCUGCCGACCCCUUUAUACACGCCACCCUGACAACGGAUACACCGACAAGACACCAGGAAGACCCCCCUCUGACCCGCCGAACCCACACUCUCAGGGCCACCACCGAGCCUGUGUGGGACGAGGAAUGGAUUGUCGCUAACGUCCCCUCCUCGGGAUUUACCCUCAAGUGCCGGCUCUACGACGAAGACUGGCCCGACCACGACGACCGCCUCGGCAAUGUUACCAUCACGGAGCGCCAUGUCGACGAAUACUGGGGGGGCUUCAGCGAACGUGUCUUUGACGUAAAGAAACGCUCUGGGAGCAAGCGAGCCUACCUCCUUAGCGGCGUGUCCAGCGCCCUCUGCCGCAAUGUCUCCAUGACCCCGAGGCUCUAUCUUAGCAUCGAGGUCCUGGGCAGGUCCGAUCCGCCUCACGGCCAAAUGUACACGGUGGGGCCGACAGUCUGGAUCCGGCACUUUAGUCCCAUGAUUGGUCGUUUGACCGGGGUCAAAGUCAACAAGGACGAGGAAAAAGACGCAGAAAAGGGUGCGCCUACCGCUGGUGACAAGAAUGACGGCGGGACCAAAAAAUACGACUUCCAGGCAAACGAGAUCCAGCUGUCCGGCCCCGUGCCGCCCAAGCUCUACCAUCGCUAUGUCGAGUUCCGCCCUGUGAUUGGCAUGAUGUUCUCCUCGCACGGCCUUAGAGGCCGUAUCCUGAAUAAAGCCCUCCACAAGCAGCAUAGUCGUGUGUACAACUAUGAUUCAAGCACCGAGUAUGGCUCGUUUAAGCCUUGCAGCGAGGAGGCGUCUUUGCAGUUCCUCAAGAUGGUGCACUUUGACGAGGGCGGCCGCGUGUUUACAUACGUCAUCACGCUCGACGGCAUGAUGCGCUUCACCGAGACCGGAAAGGAGUUUGGCAUCGACCUCUUGAGCAAGCACACCAUGCACUCGGAUGUGGCAACAUACAUUGCUUGCUCGGGCGAGUUCUUUAUCCGACGUCUUGCCCACCCCGACGCGAGCGAGAGCCCGCAGCCGAGCGAACCAACGCAUCCGGGCGACGAUAAUCUGCCGGGUGGACCUCCUAAAGACCCUCCACCAAAAGACCCGCGCCACUACCAGCUCAUCAUUGACAACGACAGCGGCACUUACCGCCCGGACAAGUCCGUGUUGCCGGACCUCAAGGGGUUUCUCGAGCGCAAUCUUCCCGGCAUCGGUGUUGUGGCCAUGAACUGCUCCGACGACAAGCUCGUGGAAAUGAAGAAGGCCCAGCUCGAGGCCAAGAAGCGUGAGGGCCCGCGCGUCAAGAUGGUCCUCAACCGCAGCCCGACUGGCAGCAGCUUCAGCUCCGACGAUGAAAGUCGCCUUGGCGAUCUGGAACAUGGUCACGACGACGAUGUGCCAGUCCGGACCAAGAAGGAGCGUGCUUUCGAUGUACUGCAAAAUCCGACCCAGUUGAAGGGGUAUUUCGGUCGCGAGGGCGAGGGGAGCAAGACAGCUACGGCUGCUCCUGCCAGUUAACGAAGAGUUAUGCCUCGCUGUGGUGAAUGGAUUGCACUGAUAAAAUAAUAAUACUCCGGAUACGAGGAUCGACGGCGGACCAGGCGGCGCAGGUGGCACUUUCUAUUACUUUGUCGUGAGUUAGGGAGUGGGUUCGUGGUCUGUUCCCCUUUACCCCUUUUCGUUUUGCGCGUUUGGGAUAUUCACGAUUGUAUUCCGUUUCUUGGCAAGACUUUUUUCUUCUAUGUUAAACGCCUCGCGGCAGAGGGUCCAUCGUUCACCGGUCUAUAUUUCCUUUUCCUACCUUUGGUUUAUAUGUGUCAUCAACGGUCAGAUGUCGAGGCGGAGAACUUAAGGAUGAGUGUCGUUAAUUCUAGCAUUGGCUCGACUCCGGGUUGCUAGGCCGUUUUGCUGCGUCUUUCAAGCACCGUGUCCACGAUAAGAUAGUCACUGGGAAAUGGACUUUUGCUGUCUACUAGUCAAGAAAAUCAAACAAUUGACGUUCUGGGAAACUUA
This is a messenger RNA of Lasiosphaeria miniovina, 2478 nucleotides long. RefSeq names its product c2 domain-containing protein. The transcript has 3 exons. The record is from RefSeq and is a predicted model, not a curated record. NCBI's taxonomy places the organism in Eukaryota, Fungi, Ascomycota, Sordariomycetes, Sordariales, Lasiosphaeriaceae. Gene Ontology annotation, biological process: positive regulation of gene expression. Bases 244 to 1983 code for a protein of 579 amino acids.